UCCCUUUCCAGUCCUUGAUAUCUACCCACCCACACACCAGCCUUCUUCUUCUCGCACCAUAUUAGAAUUGUUGCUCUUAUUAUUAUUAUUAUUAUUAUUAUUAUUAUCUGAUUAUUAUAAGUGUUAUCUGAUUAUUAACACCUGACUCUGAUUCUCAUACGACGCCAUGAUCGUUACUCUGUAACCUUUUCUUUUGUAUCUGUUACCAAUACUCUGUAACACAAACAAACUAAGCAGUACUACUGACCGGCGAUGCCGACACCUGCGACAACUGCCCGGCAAUGCUUGACGCCGGAAGCGGCGAAAGCUCUAGACGACGCGGUUGCGGUGGCGAGACGGCGGGGCCACACCCAGACGACGUCGGUUCACAUGAUCUUCUCCCUCCUCUCACUCCCUUCUUCUCCUCUCCGGGAAGCAUGUUCCCGGACGCGCAACAAUGCUUACUCUUCGCGAGCGCAGUUCAAGGCACUCGAGCUCUGCCUCGGCCUGUCUCUGGACCGGCUUCCGUCGUCUUCACCAAACCCGAAUCCGGACGGCGAGCCACCGGUUUCGAACUCACUCAUGGCGGCCAUCAAGCGGUCUCAGGCGAACCAGAGAAGGCAGCCGGAGAAUUUCAACUUCUACCAUACCCAGAACCCGCAGCAGCCGUCUUGCUCUACGGCGGUCAUGGUGGAGCUUCAGAACAUGAUAGUAUCGAUUCUUGAUGAUCCGGUGGUGAGCAGAGUCUUCGGAGAAGCGGGAUUCAUAAGCUAUGAUAUAAAGAUUGCUCUUUUGAGACCUGUUAAUCAGUUCUUUAGAUAUUCAAGAUAUGAAGGUCCUCCCUUGGUUCUCUGCAAUUUAAUCCCAGAUUCUGAUAUGGGAAGGAAAGGUUUCACCUUCCCCUUCUUGGGCAAUCCUGUAAUUUUAGAUGGAGAACAGAAUUGCAAGAGAAUCUGGGAGGUUCUUAUGAAGACUAAACAGAAGAACCCUUUGUUGGUUGGGGUUCCUUCCUAUGAUGCUCUCAAGAACUUCUUAAGAAUUGUACAUAGAAGAGAAGUUGCACAAAGUUUUCAAAUACCAUCUAAGCUAUCUGGGCUGAAGAUAGUCUGUGUGGAAAACGAGCUUUCGAGGUAUGCUAUUGGGGAUUAUGAUGAAGAGAUGCUGAGACUUAAGAUUAAGGAAGUGAAAAGAGCUGUGGAAGAACAAUGUAGAGGGCUAGGAGGUGUUAUAAUCAAUUAUGGUGAUUUGAAAAUGUUAGCAGUUGAUGAAGUUUCUUCCAAUAAUGCCUUGGAGUUUGUGGUCCAGGAGCUGAGUAAUUUGAUAAAUAUCCAUGCUGAGAAAUUGUGGGUGAUCGGUUCCGUGGAACGAUAUGAGGUUUACUUGAAAGUGUUGAAUAAAUUCCCAUCAUUAGAGAAGGAUUGGGAUUUGCAGCUCUUGACAAUCACAUGCCCAGAACCUUUUACAAGAAAUGAACUUGCUUCAUAUGCCAAAUCCAGCUUGAUGGAGUCCUUUGUUCCGUUUGGAGGACUGUUUGCUACUUCUUCCGAUUUCAUCAGAGGGCCAUUAUUAAGUAGCUCAUACCCAAGUUCGCCACGCUGUUUCCUCUGCAAUGAAAAGUGCAGAGAAGAAAUUAGUGCACUUUCUGAUGGAAGUUUCGGUUCUUCGGUUGCAGGCCACUAUCAGCAUUCUAGUCUGCCUUCUUGGCUCCAAAGCACCAACAGGAUAGACUCCAUCAAGUGCAGGCCACAGAUGAUAAAAUGUUAUUCAUGAGUGCGAAAAUAGACGGCUUGCAUAGGAAAUGGGACUCUGUCUGUCACCGCCUUCACUACAACCAACACGUUUCAACAAUGAACCCUGUUCAACAGUCUUCUCAAAAUCCAUCCAACACUGGAUUCCAGGUCACUAACAAGGGAAGAUACAGCAUUCCCCUGUCAAAAGAGAGCAGUCCACUUGGCUUUCUUUCAGACUGUAAUGAUGCCGUCCUUCUUUCCAUGUUCAGCGAAACACCCUCAAAAAGUGAUGAUGAGCCGGGCCGCACCACGUCAUCUCCAUCCUCCAUAAGCUCGGUGACAAUGGACUUAGGUUUGCGUAUUACAUCAGGAGAAUCAGGGAACCAGAGAAUCAUCAAUGAGUCAAAAAGCUUUGAUUUUGACCGGAAAGAUUUCAAGAUUCUCUUCAGAGCUCUAACCGAAAGGGUCGGGCGGCAAAAAGAAGCUGUAAAAACUGUUAGCCAGAGAAUAGCUCAGUGCAGAAGAGAUAUAUGGUUCCAUUUAACCGGACCAGAUAACUUGGGUAAGAAGAAGCUUGCAGUUGCUCUUUCCGAAGUCAUAUAUGGGACUACACAAAACUUGAUCUGUGUGGAUCUCAGCUUCCCAGAGCCAGCAACGAAGUCACUAUUUGAUCAUCUUGAUCUGAACAAAUAUGACUUGAAAAUCAGAGGGAAAUCUGUUGUUGAUUACAUUGCAGAGAAACUGUCUGAGAAACCUAUGUCUAUUGUUUUUCUUGAAAAUAUUGAAAAAUCCGAUUUUUUUCUUCAAAAGAGCUUGACCCAGGCUGUUAAGACCGGUAAAUUUUCAGAUUCACAUGGGAGAGAAGUUAGUAUCAGUAAUACAAUAUUUAUUACUGCUUCUGGUAAUUAUUCUGAAGAACCUGAAAGAGAAUUGCCAGUCCAAAUACAGGUCGAAGUUGAUCUUGUGGAAAGGCCCGCAUUGCAUUCACCCGUGCCAAGAAAACGCGUAAAGCGUGCCAACAUGACAUCCUACCAGUUCCCAGACUUGAAUUUGCCAGCUGGUGAUGAUGAAACAAUCAUAGCAGAGUCAACAGAAUGGAUGGAAGGAUUCCUUAAACAGGUUGAUGAAACAGUGACAUUCGAGCCGUUUAGUUUCGACUGACCUUAUAAGAAGAUGACUGAGGAGAUUGAAGGGUGAUUGUUUGAAGCAGUAGGCCUAGAGUAUUUGCUGGAGGUAGAGAGUGAAGUGAUGGAUCAAGUGAUAGCAGCUUCUUGUUUAACCAAUAAUAAGGUGGAAGAGUGCAUUAAGAGUGUUUUUAGAAAGGGAUUUCUAGAAAAUCAAGAAAAGUAUAGCUUAAAUGCUCAUUCUGUUGUCAUGUUACUAGCAGGUGUCCAGAAGAGCGUUUACCAGGAAUAAUUCUUCCCAUAAAGAUUAUAAAUGAACUAAACAAAGAUUCAGUAAGGUUUUCUGUAUUAUAAUGUGUAUGUGUAUAAAUAUACUCUGCAAGUCAUAUGGCCUUCUGCAGUUUGUUAAUGCCAUGUUUCAUUGGGUAGUUUAAUGUUUUGAAUAUCUAUGUAGUACACAUAAAAUGGCCAAUUUGUUCCAAUGAAAUUUACCAUGGUUGAAAUAAGACUUUGAUUGUUCUUA
Molecule: messenger RNA, 3356 nt
Organism: Cuscuta epithymum
Lineage: Eukaryota; Viridiplantae; Streptophyta; Magnoliopsida; Solanales; Convolvulaceae
Source: the annotation of a GenBank genome assembly